This is a messenger RNA of Ctenocephalides felis (cat flea), 1704 nucleotides long. RefSeq names its product vesicular glutamate transporter 1-like. The record is from RefSeq and is a predicted model, not a curated record. The transcript has 8 exons. Lineage: Eukaryota; Metazoa; Arthropoda; Insecta; Siphonaptera; Pulicidae. The coding region runs from base 1 to 1704 and encodes 567 amino acids. Gene Ontology annotation, biological process: regulation of synapse structure or activity; transmembrane transport; monoatomic anion transport. Gene Ontology annotation, cellular component: synaptic vesicle membrane; excitatory synapse. Gene Ontology annotation, molecular function: L-glutamate transmembrane transporter activity; neurotransmitter transmembrane transporter activity.
AUGUCGUCUCGUUUUGAAGCGGAGUCGGCGCUAAUGGAGUUGCAUUGUUGUGACCCCUUAACUUCGAUCGACCCUCGACGAAGGCAAAGAUUCCUUCCUCGUCAAACAGUUUUCCCUACAUCCAAACGACGCAUUCCAUUCCACUUAGGUUUUUCUUUUUUUCACACAUCGCAUCUCGAAGAUGAAGAAUCAGGCUUCUUCCUGUUUGAACGUCUCUGCUCUAGAGAGGUCGUAUCGAUUGAUACCACGGAGUCAUCACACGGUAUAAUUUUCAACUGGACAGUAGGCAUGGAGAGCGCCGUCGAUUCCUCGUUCUUCUGGGGUUAUUUCUUUACGCAAAUUCCGGGCGGAUUUUUGGCUUCUAUGUAUCCCGCCAACCGGAUAUUUGGAACAGCCAUCGUCGGAACAUCCUUUCUGAAUCUGUUGAUGCCCGGAGCGAUGGAUCUACAUCCUACGGUCGUUAUCAUAGUUAGGAUCAUGCAGGGACUAGUCGAGGGUGUAACAUACCCGGCGUGCCACGGUAUCUGGCGAUUCUGGGCCCCGCCUCUGGAGCGCUCACGUUUGGCUACAAUUGCGUUCUGCGGCUCCUACGCCGGCGUAGUCGUCGGAAUGCCGCUAUCAGGUAUACUAGCCGGCAAAAUAGGUUGGCAGGCCCCAUUCUACUUCUAUGGUGUCUUCGGACUUAUAUGGUUUGUGUUUUGGUUAUGGUUAACAUUUGAAAAACCUCGUAACCAUCCUGUGAUAUCAAUAAAGGAGCUAAAAUACAUAGAACAAAGUCUCGGAGAAUCGACUCAAAUAGCCAUGCCGACAAUCAGCACGACUCCUUGGAAGAAGUUUGCGACUUCUAUGCCAGUCUACGCAAUUAUUGUGGCUAACUUUUGUAGAUCCUGGAAUUUUUAUCUACUAGUUAUUUUCCAAUCGGCCUAUUUGCAGAAUACAUUUGAUUUCAAAAUCGAAGAGACUGGUCUUGUUGGAUCAUUGCCUCAUUUACUGAUGGCUACUAUAGUUCCAUUUGGUGGUUUACUAGCUGAUUAUCUGCGCAAAUCAGGGUUGAUGACAACAACAACCGUUCGUAAAGUUUUCAACUGCGGCGGAUUUGGUAUGGAAGGAAUAUUCUUCCUUGUUGUAGCUCAUGCAAAAACAGCUAUGGCUGCUACAACUGCAUUAACUUUUGGUGUGGCAUUUAGUGGAUUUGCUAUAUCUGGCUAUAAUGUAAACCACUUGGAUAUUGCGCCAAGAUAUGCAAGUAUUCUGAUGGGUUUGUCCAAUGGAAUUGGAACUAUAGCUGGUCUGAUAUGUCCCAUAGCAGUAGAUCAUAUAACUAGAGCAGGGGGUAAAGAAAGUUGGAAAACAGUGUUCAUUUUGGCAGCUACGAUACAUUUCAUAGGCAUCACUUUUUAUGGACUUUUCGCUUCAGGAGAGUUGCAAGAAUGGGCUGAGCCGACUGCCGAGGAACAACAGUCGUGGAAUCCUUCUGUUAUUGUUCACAAGCAAAUUGUGAUGCACAGGGAAACAUCAUUUGGCUCUCCUGUGGAUCCAAAUUCCAAGCUAAACAUCGGUGCCGGUCCUGGUUACGGAGCAGUGGAACCCAUUCACCCCACGAACCCAUUUGCCUACGCGAAUCCUGUCACCGAAGAACACGUGCAGCCUGAAGCCACUGAUUCCUACAUGCACGGCGGUGACGACCUCGGAAAAUAUCAAUAA